AUCAAGUAGAUAAAAUAUCCCAUAGUUAAAUGUGUGUGGUGUUUAAAAUGAUCAUGAGAACAAAUGGAAAAACACAGUUUGACGACUUAAUUCAUCAAUACUUAAUAAUUGUGGUCAUCGUAACUGUAGUUAUUGCCGAUAACAAAACUUUGUUCAAAUGCCCAGGGCCUUCACAAUGGAAAUUUAGAGCAAAGAGUGAGUGUAAAGAUACCGACAAGUACAUUUGUCUAUUUGACGAAAACGGACAAAAGGAUGAAGAAUUUUGUGGAUCAUGGCCAGAUUUUGAAAAUCCAGGAUACAAACAGAUAUUGCUAGGCGGAACAACAAUAAAACCUUGUUCAGAAGACAGAUACCAACCAUUUAUAUUCUGGACUAAUGGUAGUAGCAAGUGUGUGUUUGAGAAGGAAAACUGUAACCAAGAGGGACAAGUGACUCACAGCAAUGGAACGCUUCAAACAAACAGAAUAUGUCGCUGCGACUACAAGAAUAACUAUGACUAUGUGUUUAAACCAAAAAAUGGUUGUUUUUGUCUUCCAUCUGAAGAAGACUGUUCGUGUUAUGUGAAGUCCUGUCAAUUCGGAUAUAUUUUGUCACGAGAUUAUGAAUGCCUGAAAGACUCCAAAUUGAAGUACAACUGUCCAGAAAUUUACAGAGAUUCAACUGAUAAUGAAAUAAGUAGAACAACAAUCAUAUCAUUAGUUGAACAUGUGACUCCAGCAGAUAGUGUUGAGUGGUUAGCUGUUAUAGUUACAUUUGUAUGCAUUAUUGCGGUACUUGUAUUGUUUGUUGUUUAUUGCCUAAGAAAAUAUAGAGAUACGUUCGGUGUUUCUUUGAAAUCAAGAUACAUGCAGGAUGAAGUAGUCAGACAUUAUUCACCUAAGAAGAGCAAUGAACUGCAGACAAGAAAGAACGGCUUGAGUAAAUAUGAAACAACAUGCAUAAUUCCGAAAGAUGUAUUAGAUUUACAAGAAAAUGAAAUAACGAAAUGGAGAACAAAACAAAUGCUCUUUGUAGAAACUACUGCGUCAAAAAAAGUUUCGGCUGAUAUGAAUACCAAUGGACUUGUAAUAAUAUCGGGUCCCCCUGGAUCCGGUAAAUCUGCCAUAGCAUAUAACACAGCCUUUAUGUUAGAAAAGAACGAGGAAUUUAAAAUUUUACCUGUCUCAUCACCAGAGGAAAUCCGAAAAUACUUACUGCCAGAAACAAAACAGGUAUUUGUUAUUGAUGAUCCAGUAGGCAAAUACACUGUUGAUGAGACUUGUGUUCAAGGAUGGAAAAAUGAAGAGACUUUUAUCAAACAAACAUUUCCUGCCUGGGCUAAUACGAAACUCAUACUUACGUGCAGAACAUACAUAUACAAUUCUGGGUUUUGUCGAAGAAAUGAAGAAUAUUAA
This is a messenger RNA of Mytilus trossulus (common blue mussel), 1394 nucleotides long. RefSeq lists its product as uncharacterized. The record is from RefSeq and is a predicted model, not a curated record. NCBI's taxonomy places the organism in Eukaryota, Metazoa, Mollusca, Bivalvia, Mytilida, Mytilidae. The transcript is spliced from 10 exons. The coding region runs from base 30 to 1394 and encodes 454 amino acids.